Messenger RNA from Ramularia collo-cygni, 2220 nucleotides. RefSeq names its product probable AP-1 adaptor complex subunit beta. The transcript is spliced from 2 exons. The record is from RefSeq and is a predicted model, not a curated record. Gene Ontology annotation, cellular component: membrane coat. The coding region runs from base 1 to 2220 and encodes 739 amino acids. Gene Ontology annotation, molecular function: clathrin binding. Lineage: Eukaryota; Fungi; Ascomycota; Dothideomycetes; Mycosphaerellales; Mycosphaerellaceae. Gene Ontology annotation, biological process: vesicle-mediated transport; intracellular protein transport.
AUGGCGGUCAAUCGGCUACGAAGCGCGCUGGGAACGGCGAGGAAAGGAGAGACGUAUGAGCUGAGGGCAGGUCUGGUGUCGCAAUAUGCCUGGGAGCGCAAGGAGUCAAUACAGAAGACCAUCAUGUCCAUGACCCUGGGCAAAGACGUCUCAGCCCUUUUCCCGGAUGUUCUGAAGAAUAUUGCAACGCCCGAUCUCGACCAAAAGAAGCUGGUGUACCUCUACCUUAUGAACUACGCCAAAUCACACCCGGAUCUGUGCAUUCUGGCAGUCAACACGUUUGUCCAGGACUCAGAAGAUCYUAAUCCGCUCGUCCGAGCAUUGGCAAUUCGAACAAUGGGUUGUAUCAGGGUGGAGAAGAUGGUGGACUACAUGGAAGAGCCGCUUCGAAAGACACUCAAGGACGAAUCACCAUAUGUACGGAAGACCGCGGCGCUGUGUGUAGCAAAGCUCUUCGAUCUCAACCCGAGUCUUUGUAUAGAAAACGGAUUCCUGGAGACACUGCAAGAGAUGGUGGGAGACAGCAACCCGAUGGUCGUUGCCAACUCCGUCACUGCGCUUGCCGAGAUCACCGAGAGUGCUCCAGAAACGAAAGCCCUGGUCGUGACGAGCCAGAUGCUGAAGAAGAUGAUGCUGGCGCUUAACGAGUGCACCGAAUGGGGACGAAUCACCAUCUUGACAACUCUUGCCGACUACAAGGCCGUGGAUACCAAGGAAUCAGAGCACAUCUGUGAAAGAGUCAGCCCACAGUUUCAGCACGUCAAUCCGUCUGUGGUCCUGGCCGCUGUCAAGGUCGUCUUCCUUCACAUGCAGCACAUUGAGAAUCCGACACUACACGCRACCUACCUCAAGAAGAUGUCUCCACCACUUGUUACACUAGUCUCGAGCCAGCCGGAGGUGCAAUACGUGGCGCUGCGGAACAUUGAUCUUCUCCUACAAAAGCAGCCAGGGAUUCUGGACAAGGAGAUGCGGGUGUUCUUUUGCAAAUACAACGAUCCGCCAUACCUGAAACUCCAAAAGCUCGAAAUCAUGGUCCGGAUAGCCAACUCGCAGAACGUGGAUCAACUACUUGCGGAGCUGAAAGAGUAUGCAAUGGAAGUCGACAUGGACUUUGUUCGAAAAGCAGUCCGUGCUAUCGGGCAGGUGGCAAUCAAGAUCGAGGAGUGCGCCGAAAAGGCAGUCAACGUCCUUUUGGAGCUCAUCAACUCAAAGGUUGGAUAUGUCGUUCAGGAAGUCAUUGUUGUGAUCAAGGAUAUUUUCCGACGGUACCCCGGCUACGAAGGCAUAAUACCGACAUUGUGUCAAUGCAUUGACGACCUGGACGAACCCAACGCAAGAGGCAGUCUGAUUUGGAUUGUUGGAGAGUACGCAGAGAAAAUCUCAAACGCGGGAGACAUUCUUGCUGGCUUUGUCGAAGGGUUCAACGAGGAGUUCACUCAGACACAGCUUCAAAUCCUUACUGCCGUCGUCAAGCUCUUCCUCAAAAAGCCAGACGAGUCCCAAGAACUUGUACAAAAAGUUCUCCAAGCCGCGACUGCCGAGAGCGACAACCCUGACAUCCGCGAUCGAGCAUACGUAUACUGGCGGUUACUCUCAUCAGACCCUUCUGUCGCGCGAAACAUUGUGCUAUCAGAACGACCGCAGAUCCACUCCACGAUUCCUGUGCUGCCCUUGCCAUUACUCGAGAAGCUACUUCCCAACCUAUCAACACUAUCCUCAGUGUAUCACAAACCGCCUCAAGCAUUCCUGGGCGAUGGAAGGAGUUCCGCGCUUCAAGAAGAAGCUAUUGAAGAGGCGAAGCAAAAUGCCCGAGAGAACCCAAUCGCUGMAGCAGCAGUAUCGGCAGCUGUGGCUGGCACGAGUGCUUCCGGUGUGCAGAACAACGCCGAAAACCUGCUGGACAUCGAUUUCGAUGGUGCGGCGCCGGCUUCGAUGGCGAAUACACCUGCGAUGGGCUCGUCUGGUCUGGAAGGCUUAUCGGGCACACCUCAGCGAGUCGCAAGUCCUGGAAUCACAUCUCCUUCUGCUGCGAGCGGGAACUUUGCAGAUUUGAUGGGUCUAGGCGAUGAUUCCAUUGCUGGUAACGUUGGUGGAAGCCAAGCCAUGAUGGACGGGUUCGCUGGAAUGAGCAUGAACGACCAACCGCCGCCAGCGCAGACACAAUUGAACGGUGGCAGUGGCGGAAAGAAGACGAACGAGGACUUGCUUGGUCUGUUUUGA